AUGCGCCGCGUGGUCGAUGACAUCCCUCCUCGAUUGUGGGCCGUCGCCGUCAUUGGGUUCUGGGAGCGGUUUACUUUCUGGGGUCUCACUGCCCCAUGGCGUACGUCAAUGUCCUUACUCCCCGUGACGCAAACGCGUACUGAUGUGAAGGUUUUAGAAAACUUCAUGGAAAACAGCCGUUACAGCGACAGCGGCGCUCCAGGUGCUCUCGGCCUUGGGCAGGCUAUGGCUACGCGGAUAUACUGUGCCUUCUAUAUCCUCUACUAUGUCACUCCGCUGUUAUUUGCGAUUAUUUCCGACGUGCGUCUUGGGCGUUUCAAGACUCUAUGCUUGAGCGUUGUCUUAUAUGUGCUCGGUUGCGGCGUUCUCGUGGCCAGCUCUUCGGAGGGUUUACUCAACGCCGGGUUUGGGCUGGCUGGGUUUCUCAUUGCAAUGACUCUUGUCGCGCUGGGGGGCGGCGGAUUCAAGAUGCUCAUGGUUCCCUUCAUCGCCGAUCAAUACACUGCGCCACUGCAAAGAAUCAAAACUCUCCGGACUGGCGAGCGUGUCCUCACGGACCGGUCACUCACCGUCCAGUACAUUUACAACUUGUAUUAUUGGGUCGGUAAUGUAGGUUCAUUGUCAUGGUUCGCCACGACUACCCUUGAGAAGUAUUAUUCGUUCACUGUGGCUUAUUCUGUUACAUUCGGAUCCAUGGUCAUUGCAAUGGUCAUGUUGUUCAUGGGCUCCAAAUGGUAUGCACAAGCGCCUCACGAAGGCAACGUGUUACCGUCAGCAGUUCGGAUACUUGUUUGUGCCUCACGCAACGGUUUCAAAAUGUCACGGGCGUAUCCUGAAUAUCAGCUUGAAGAGCGUGGCAAGUCAGUUACCUGGGAUAACCAGCUCGUCGACGAGUUGUGUCGAGGUCUACGAGCCUGUCGAGUCCUGAUUGCAUUCGUAGUCUUCUAUGUCUGUUUUGAUCAGAUGCAGAACAACCUCAUCUCCCAGGCCAAUCAAAUGAAGACCAACGGCAUCCCCAACGACAUGAUGCCGGCCAUGAACCAAGUGGCUUGCAUCAUUCUCGGCCCCAUCAUCCAGUAUGGCUUGUACCCGUAUCUGAACCGCAGGAAGAUCCCAUUUCGGCCUAUUGCGCGUAUCACUGUCGGCUUCUUGUUCAUCGCCCUGUCGAUGCUGUACUCGAUGACAGUACAACAUCUCGUCUACUCAGCGCCGCCCUGCUACACACAUCCCGGGAAAUGCGACUUGCCGCCGCCGGAGAAGGGUCCAGCUUUGGGUAACAAUGUCAACGUCUGGAUCCAGGCCCCGGUAUACUUUCUCAUGGCCAUAGGCGAAAUUUUUGCCUACGUCACGGGGUUGGAGUAUGCGUAUGACCAUUCGCCCACAGCCAUGAAGGCAAUCGUUCAGGCCAUCAGCUUGCUGGUUGCCGGCGUGGGGUCAGCAGUUGCCAUGGCGCUGACUCCUGUGGCUCGGGAUCCCAACUUGACAAUCCUCUAUGGCUCACUUUUUGGGGCCAUGACGGUCACGGCGGCUACAUUCUGGUGGCGAUUUCGCAAGUACGACAGUCCGAGUCUUUGUGAGACAAGUGGCGGCGAACUCGCGGCAGAGACAGAAGGAACGCCAAAUGAGGGGACAAGUUCUGUGACUUUAGGAGGAAUAAAAAGGCACCACCGUGCUCCUGUUUGACUGAGCACUGCCUGUCAAAGGGCUGCAAGUCGAGAGCCGCAAGGAUACUAACAGCCCUUAGGAAGGGAAUUGUGGUUGGAAUCAUCAGUGGUUCACUAAACCAGCAACGCACAUACCAUACACUGAAAACGUACAAGAGGAG
Westerdykella ornata is the source of this 1825-nucleotide messenger RNA. Its product is annotated as PTR2-domain-containing protein. Gene Ontology annotation, molecular function: tripeptide transmembrane transporter activity; dipeptide transmembrane transporter activity. The record is from RefSeq and is a predicted model, not a curated record. The coding region runs from base 1 to 1683 and encodes 560 amino acids. Gene Ontology annotation, biological process: transmembrane transport. NCBI's taxonomy places the organism in Eukaryota, Fungi, Ascomycota, Dothideomycetes, Pleosporales, Sporormiaceae. Gene Ontology annotation, cellular component: fungal-type vacuole; plasma membrane. The transcript has 6 exons.